AUGGCUAACGAAACACCUCCACAAACCCCGGCUGAGCGCCGCUUCCUGCGACCCAGUCUACGCAGCGCGACCAUGGUCCAGCCGAAGACGGGCGAACGCGUCAAGAGAGCCUUUACUCUACGAAGAUCCCAACACCGACCGACCGAAUCCUCCGAGUUUCUACUUGCGCCGGGCCAAUACAAUGAGGAGAGGCACCGGGAAAUGGGAAGAGUCGAGCUGGCCAAAGUGAUACUAAGAAACAAAUGUCGACAAGGCUACGCAUAUGCGACGAGUGAUACGGGAAUUGGCAUACUGAAAUGCUCGCUGGCCUAUGUUCUCGGAUCCUUGGCCACGUUCGUACCAGCGAUUGCAGGACUGCUGGGUAAAAACGAUGGAAAACACAUAGUCGCAACCAUUACGGUGUACUUCCACCCGGCCCGAUCAGCCGGCAGCAUGAUUGAGGCUGUCAUUUUGGCCUUUGCCGCCUUCAUGUAUGCCGCCUUCGUCUCCUUCUCCAGCAUGGCCGUGUCCGCAUACUUUGGAAACCAUGAUCUGUUGGUACUUGGGCAUGUCAUAGUGCUCAUUGUAUUCUGUGGAGGAGGUCUAGGGCUUGUUGGAUGGACAAAACAAAAGCUAGGCAACCCACUGGUCAACGUGGCUUGUUCCUUGACUUCACUCGCCCUCAUCACCAUUCUGACCAAGGAGGGAGCUGUUCAGGCAGCCAAGUUCUCCUACGUCAAGGUCUGGCAGGUCUUGAAGAUGAUAAUUCUGGGCUGUUCCGCCUCAGCAGCCGUAUCGCUCCUCGUACAGCCAAAGUCGGCGCGCUACGAAUUCCGCGACACUUUCAUCAAGUCCACCGAUGCUAUGGCGGAGAUGCUGAACGGCAUUACCAUGAGUUUCCUUUCCGGUGCCGAAUCAGACCUCAAAAGCGAAUCUUAUAUUGAAGCCUCCGAGAAGAGCCAGUCCACAUUCAAAACUCUUGUAAAGAACUUGGGAGAAGCCAAGUUUGAACAUUACGCGUUGGGUACCGAGGAGGAGUACAAGAUCAACGCCAAACUGGUCAAAUGUCUCGAAAAGUUGAUGCAGAGCUGCGGUGGACUGCGGAGUGCUGCUGAGACCCAGUUUACGUUAUUGGCGCAGUCAGAGUCGGAGCCCAAUGGGGCGUCGCAUCAACCUAUACCUGCUAAUGGAACUGUCACCUCUUCGAUAUUUUCCGAGAAUACCGUGUCACUAAGUCCCCCGCAACUGUCUCCCAGCAUCAGCCAUACUGAGAGGCGGACCAGCAUUCUUGCCUCCAUCGAUGAGUUGCCCGAAAGUUCUGCUGAAGCAUCCGCAUACCCUUCAGCGGCUGGAUCUGAUGAUGAAUCUACUCCAACCAAGAAGAAACCUAGCCAGGCUGCGAGUCUGUUGCAGUCAAACCUUACACCUGCUGACAUGUUCUCCGUGUUUAUUGCUCAUCUGGGACCACCAAUGAAAUCUUUGGCAUAUACCUUACGCGAAGUUCUUUCUGAAUUGCCUUUUGGACCCGGGCCCGAGUACAACAUGGCUAUCAACGAGCACUUUCGUCACAGUCUAGUCGAUGCGAAGGCUUUGUUUUCAAACGCACGUCGGGAAGCUCUCUCCGCAGUCUACAAGAACAAGAUACCAACGCGGGCCAGCUCGGCAGCGGUCGCUGCGGACUUCGAAGAGGUGGCUGCAAGUUGUGGGUACUUCAGUUCGUCUUUGUUGGAUUUUGCUGAAGACAUGGUCACAUUUCUUGAUAUCCUUGAAGAGCUGAAAAUUAAUGUCAACCGCUACCCGCGACAAAGAACCUUUAGUUGGCUGAAGUUUUGGCAACGCGGGCGCAAAAAGACUAAAUCGGGAGACGGCUCGGAGGAGUCCAGUCUUGCUGAUGAGACGGAUGCCCACACACCAGGAGGGUCGCACGAGAUUCACAAUCCCAUCUAUCGGAAGUCAACUCGUGGAGAUCCAUACAAGCCAGAAAAUGAGCAGCCGCUGUCGUACCGCAUCUGGACAUCAUUAGCCGUGUUUAGGAGGGAUGAUCUCAAAUUCGCAGUGAAGGUUGGCAUUGGUGCAGUCCUCUACGCCAUGUGGUCCUUCAUCAACUCGACUCGAGGAUUCUACGGUCACUGGCGUGGCGAGUGGGGCUUGUUGUCGUACAUGUUGGUCUGCUCCAUGACCAUUGGUGCCUCCAAUACCACUGGCUUCCAACGUUUUGCCGGUACAUGUCUUGGAGCUGUGCUUGCGAUUGCCGCGUGGAUUGCAGCUGAUGAGCAUGCCUUCGUCUUGGGGUUCUUCGGUUGGUUCAUCUCUCUCUUCUGCUUUUAUAUCAUUGUGGGUAAGGGCAAAGGGCCUAUGGGUCGCUUCAUCCUGUUGACCUACAAUCUCUCAGCGCUCUAUGCAUACUCGCUAUCUGUCAAAGACGAGGAAGACGACGAUGAUGAGGGCGGCAUCUCGCCCGAGAUAUGGGAGAUUGUGCUUCAUCGUGUGGUCGCUGUGAUGGUUGGUUGUUUGUGGGGUAUCAUGGUGACGAGGGUCAUCUGGCCCAUCUCAGCACGUCGUAAAGUCAAGAAAGGCACAUCUUUGCUAUGGCUUAAGAUGGGAUUGAUCUGGAAACGCGGUCCUUUAAAGACCAUACUUGAAUCCAACGAAAACUCAAGCCGAACGUACUCGUACAUGUCCGAACGCGAAGAGCUUGAGCUUCGUCGAUAUCUGUCCCAUCUGGAUACGCUGCGUGCAUCAGCCGCCGCCGAAUUCGAACUCAGGGGCCCCUUCCCGGACAAGAGCUUCAAAAUCAUCCUGGGCGCGACUAGCCGUAUAUUGGAUAGCUUCCAUGCUAUGAAUGUCGUCAUACUGAAAGACCUAAAGGCGUCUGAAGGUGAAAAGGAAGCACUAAGGUACACCAAGAAGGAGUGGACAGAGCUGAGUUGGCGCAUCAGUCAUUUGUUCUCAGUUAUGGCCUCUUCGAUGAAGCUAGCAUACCCACUCAACGAUGUACUGCCCAAUGUCGAACACACGCGCGAUCGAUUGCUAGCAAAGGUCUUUGAGUUCCGACAGAGCGGACUGGGAAAGGUCAUUGCCAAUGAUGAAGAUUAUGAGUUGCUAUAUGCGUACGCCUUGGUGACUGGGCAGCUCGCGCAUGACCUCAACAUCAUUGGACAAGAGAUUGAGAAGCUGUACGGUGUGCUGAGUGAGGAGGACCUGAAACUACAGUAG
Alternaria atra is the source of this 3195-nucleotide messenger RNA. RefSeq lists its product as uncharacterized. The coding region runs from base 1 to 3195 and encodes 1064 amino acids. Lineage: Eukaryota; Fungi; Ascomycota; Dothideomycetes; Pleosporales; Pleosporaceae. The record is from RefSeq and is a predicted model, not a curated record. The transcript is spliced from 4 exons.